Messenger RNA from Ostreococcus tauri, 582 nucleotides. RefSeq names its product unnamed product. The record is from RefSeq and is a predicted model, not a curated record. The transcript has a single exon. Bases 1 to 582 code for a protein of 193 amino acids. Lineage: Eukaryota; Viridiplantae; Chlorophyta; Mamiellophyceae; Mamiellales; Bathycoccaceae.
AUGUCGUCCGACGCGUCGCCGUCGUCGGGCGUCGCGCGCGCGGUGGCGUCGCCGCUCGUCGUCUUCAUCGCGUUUCUUCUUCUCGAUUGUUUCAAGCUCUUGGUGACGGUGACGUUCGACCUCGAGCCGGUGUUCGCGUUACAGCGAGAGAUCGCGCGGUCGACGCGAUCGUUGGCGCGGUCUGGGGCCACGGAGGCGGGCGCGGUGGGGUCGGAGGCGGCGACGACGGUGCGAGAGCGACGAUUGGAACGGGUGCGGGGAAAGUUGAAACAACUCGAGCGGAGACGAAGCGGAACGGCGAGAAACGCCGCGAGAGCGGCGCACUGGACGAAGAUGGCGAAAGCGGCGCUGGGAGUCGCGUUCGCGAUCGGAAUGCGGGAGAUUGAGAUGUUUCGAUUGCCGAGAGAGUUUGUGUUUCCGCUCGGGAAGUGGUUGAAGGCGCCGCUUGCAGAGGCGGAGCCGGGCGCGGUGAGCGCGGUGGCGUGGACGCUCCUGUGCGCGACGGCGAGCGAACGCGUGGUCACCGCGAUUGUAUCUCCGGUGUUGAAGAUGUUUCUCGGUGGCGCCAUGGCGCGAAGGUGA